Messenger RNA from Drepanopeziza brunnea f. sp. 'multigermtubi' MB_m1, 732 nucleotides. RefSeq lists its product as uncharacterized. Gene Ontology annotation, cellular component: endopeptidase Clp complex. Lineage: Eukaryota; Fungi; Ascomycota; Leotiomycetes; Helotiales; Drepanopezizaceae. The record is from RefSeq and is a predicted model, not a curated record. Gene Ontology annotation, biological process: protein quality control for misfolded or incompletely synthesized proteins. Gene Ontology annotation, molecular function: ATPase binding; serine-type endopeptidase activity; ATP-dependent peptidase activity.
AUGUUCACAACAAGAAUACUCCGAGCGCCUGCUCGCUAUGUCUUCCGCUCGAGUCUGCGCAGUUUCGCCUCAAUUCCCUGCCGGAUGGAACCUCAUAAAGCCUGGACCCCGAUGCCGUUGAUCACAGAGACAAUCGGAGGUGGUUAUCGGCAAUCAGAUAUCUUCUCCAAACUCCUUCAAGAACGGAUAGUCUGCCUGAACGGUCAGGUAGACGAAGUCAUGUCCGCAGCCGUUGUAGCCCAACUCCUGUACCUCGAAUCCGACGCGCCAGAAAAAGCCAUUACUAUCUACAUCAAUUCUCCAGGCGGCUCAGUCACAGCCGGUCUCGCGAUAUAUGACACGAUGAACUAUAUUCGAUCUCCCGUAUCGACGGUCUGCGUGGGCCAAGCUGCUUCGAUGGGUAGUUUGUUGCUGUGUGGCGGGGAAAAGGGGAAGCGGUUCUGUUUGCCUCAUAGCAGUAUUAUGGUCCAUCAGCCAAGUGGAGGGUAUAUUGGGCAAGCGAGUGAUAUCGCGAUUCAUGCACAGGAGAUAUUGAGGGUACGGAGAAAGCUGAAUGAGAUCUUCCAGAAGCAUUUGACUAAGGAGCAUACACUGGACGAUAUCGAACUGUUGAUGGAGCGAGAUCGGUUUUUAAGUGCGGAAGAGGCUUUGGAGAUGGGGAUUGUGGAUGAGAUUCUGCAGAGGAGGACUGAGGCAGAAGAGAGGAAGCUACAGGAUGAGCGGAACACCUAG